UAUAGCGUCCUUAAUAUCACUAUUUGAAGAAUGAAGUUAGUCACUCAAGUUUAACAGCAGUAGCGUAGACAAAAAGGGUGAGUAGAGAAAAUGGGAGAAGUACAAUACCUUAUUAAUUUUGAAAGAAGUGAUCUUCUUUCACAUACUUUGGGGGUCCUCGCCACGAAUUCUUUAUAUUCAAUAUUUAAGGAUAAGUCUCAAAAUCAAACCUGUAUAGAAUGCCGUCAUAAAACGUUUUAUCCUACGAUUUACUUCCUACGCCAGUGGUUAAUGUUAUUCAAAGAUAAUUCUGUUAUUUCCAAAGACCUGUUUUUUUAGUUUUUUAUUGGAAUAACUCAUCAUUGAUUCAAAAAAGGUUAUAUAUGUAUCAUCACAAAGUGGAUGUCGUGGAUAUUUAUAUUUCAUGAGUGUCCUUAUCUUUAUCCUGAGAAUUACAUUCAUGUACAUAUGAAAAUCUCUAAUUUUUUAAACUGAUACAGUUUGAUUAGGAAAAUCCUGUUUUGGAAUGAGUCAAUAUCCUCUAUUAUCAAGGUCACAGGUGAACAUCUACUUCUAGAAAAUUGUAUCUCAGUCAGUUGAAGGUCCUUCAAUAUAUCUCAUAAUAAUCUCAUAACUGAAACAAAACAACUGAAAACACCUAGAUUAAUGGAUUGUUCAAUGAUGAAAUUCAAAUUGCAAUCUGGCAAAUUUAUGCCACUUAUUGGAUUUGGUACUUAUUUGAUUACUGGGAAUCAGUUAAUUUAUCAAGUUCUUGAUGAAGCUUUAGCAGCUGGAUACAGACAUAUAGAUACAGCUACUGUGUACCAUAAUGAAACUUCUAUUGGACAAGCCUUGAAAGUACUUCUACCAAAAUAUAAUUUGAAGAGAGAGGAUAUUUUCAUUACCUCGAAAUUAGGUAAGGUAUUUUCAGCUUUUUACAAAUUUUUUUUUCAAAUUCAUAGGCUAAAUUUUUUACCAGCUCCCAUAGAUCAAGGUGAAGGAGCUUUCUCAGCUGUACAAGAAUCUCUUAAGAAACUAGAUUGUGGAUAUUUAGACUUGUACCUGAUUCAUUGGCCAGGGGCUGGAAGAUUGCCUGUUAAUAGUCAAGAAAAUAACAAGCUUCGUUCAAAGAGUUGGGAAUCUCUGGCAAAAGCAGUUAAAGCAGGGUUGGUUAAAGAUAUUGGAGUAUCCAAUUACACUGUUAAACAUUUGAAUGAGUUGUUGAUGAAUGAUUAUGGUGUAAAACCAUCAGUGAAUCAGGUUGAAUGGCAUCCGAAAUUUCAUCAACCAGAAUUACUCAACUUGUGUAGACAGGAGGGAAUACUACUUCAAGCCUAUUCAUCUCUUGGGGGUACAGGAAAUUCAAAUCUUAUCAGAGAUCCUACUGUUGUUCAAAUUGCAGCUCAACUUCAGAAGACUCCUGCUCAGGUUCUCUUACGCUGGGCUGUUCAACAAAACAUUGGAAUCAUUCCAAAAGCCCGUACAGAGGAACACAUCAAGAGUAAUAUCGACCUAAAUUUUGAGAUUCCAGUUGAAAUGAUGACUAGGCUUAGUAACCUGAAUUCCAAUGAGAAGUUUGCUUGGAACCCAGAAGUUGUUGCAUAAUUAAUUUUUUGUUUUUUCUUAAAUAAUAAAGAUUUUAUUGAGUUAAAAUGGA
Molecule: messenger RNA, 1636 nt
Organism: Harmonia axyridis
Lineage: Eukaryota; Metazoa; Arthropoda; Insecta; Coleoptera; Coccinellidae
Product: glyoxal reductase-like
Exons: 6
Coding region: 646-1584 (312 amino acids)
Molecular function (GO): oxidoreductase activity
Source: RefSeq, a predicted model, not a curated record